ACGCAGCGACAACGACGCGCCAUUAGGUCGGAGCGCGGGGGGAAUUAUGGAGCUUAUUUGAUCUGUCUGCCCCUGGUACUGAUAUCAUGUAGGUAGACAUUACGCACAGGAAAAGAGGGUGCCAUGGCGGUGGGCUUCACUAGGGUCGAAGAGGGAUGCCCGCGGUGGGCAAGGUAGUAGGUGGGAUUAGGUGCGGCCGGCGGAUAUCCAGAGGCACUUGACAAGGGAUACAGACCUACUACGAUAGGCCGCCGAAUGAUAUAAGUAUGGGUACGUUUGUGACCCUGGCAGAGGUGUUGGAGGCCAGGGGGUCACCACUGGAUGAGGGGGAGCUCUGGGGUCUGCUCCUGGCCACCGCUGAGUCCUUGCUGGAGAUCUCCUGCAAAGGCUCGGGGAACAUGUGCAGCGUGCUGAGCCCGGGCUCGGUGCUGCUCUCGGCCAGUGGGAGCCUGGCCUUCAAGGGCUGUUCCCGGUCUGAGGAUGUGGCCUCCUUCACGGCCCCGGAGGUCCGUCAGGGUCUGGUCGCAUCCAGCCGCACGGCAGCGGAGAAGAUGGCGGUGUAUUCCAUGGGGAUGAUGCUGUACUGGUGUGCGGAUUACCUGCUACCUCAAAACCAGCCUGUCCAGCUGAGCAGCGAGCUGGACAGGCUGCUACUGAGCAUGUGCGAAGAUGUGGUGUUGAAACGGGCCGAUCUGCUGGCGGUACUAGAGACCUGUGAACAGCACCACACAGCCUCUCUGCUGCCCCCUCCUGACAGACUCAUCAAACAACUAGUGGAGGACGUUUUCCGGAACUCAGUUGAUCAUGUUACCAUGUCUGAAAAUGGAACACAACUCACAGACCGCAGUCAGACGGUUAGAGACAGAUUUCACGCUGGUUAUUUUAGUAACUCUAACUGGGCGAUGAGGAGGAAGGCUUCCAGAGCUUGCUCAGGAGCCUCGUACCGAACAGAAAACGCAGGAGUUUCUUCGGGAGGUCGUUACAGAGACGAUUACACCCGCUAUCAACAAUCGAACCGCACCCCUUGUAGUCCGUACAUGGACGGUGGUCGCGAUACCAACCCACGGGCCCUCAACCACUACAGUUCCACCCUUAGUCUGAACGAUAAGAAACUCAAGGAAAUGGGCCCAGAGUUCAUUAGAAUGCAAGAUGAGCCCCAUGUUGUCUUGGAGCUGCCAGGAUCAAUAAUGUCGAGGAAGGGGAAGGCCUCCUCCACCCAGAGGGAGGUGGGUGUGGUGAUGCCCAGCGGCCAGAGCCUCCAGGUGAGGUGCGAAGCGAAGAGCCGGUGCGGGGACGUCUUCGACAUGAUCGUGGCCCACUCCAACCUUGUGGAGCACUUCUACUUCGGCCUGGCCUACGUCGACGACAAUGAGUUCUUCUUCCUGGACACUGACACCAAGAUUUCCAAGGUUGCCCCCGACUCCUGGAAAAAAGUGCCUACGACCCCCUUUAUUCUCUACUUCCGGGUCAAGUUUUUCGUCAGUGACAUUUCCCUGCUUUUGCACAAGUUGAGCCGCCACCAGUACUACCUCCAGCUGAGGAAGGACUUCCUGGAAGACCGCCUGUCUUGCCACGAGGAGAGCUCUCUGUACCUGGCGGGGCUGGCCCUGCAGGCAGAGUACGGAGACUGCAUGCCUGAGGUGUACGGUAGAAGCUACUACCGGGUGGACCACUACAUCUCCAAGAGCGUCAUGGAGAAACGUGCCUUGCCUUCCAUUAAGGAUGAGUUGCUGCGGUUACACGCCAGCAACACCCAAAUGCUCUCAGACGAGUCGGAACUGGAGUUCCUUAAGGUGAGUCUGAGCCUGCCCGAGUAUGGCGUGUUGUUCUACCGCGUUGUGCACGAGAAGCGUCCGGUAGAGGGGGAAAUUAUCCUCGGUGUGUUUGCCAAAGGGAUCAUCGUAUACGACGUCAAAGAUGGCCGCCGAUCCACCAGUCAGACUUUCUUUUGGCGGGAAACCUCAACCAUCUCCUCUAAUAAACGAAAGUUCAUCAUAGAGUGCCGUGGCAACAAGAAGAAGUACACCUUUGUUACAGAAAGGUCGAAGAUAGCCAAAUACCUGUGUAACCUCUGCUCCGCACAGCACAAAUUCAACAACGAGAUGAGCUCUCGUAAGCUCAGCCACAGCCAUGUGUCAGAAGACAACCACAUUGGCCAAUACGCUGCCAGCAGCCGGCCGCCACGCGACCGGCUCAAGUCGUACACCGAGCCCCCCACGCCCCAGGACGACAGCGGCCUGACCACGCCCCAGGACGACAGCGGGCAGUCCACCCCCCAGGACGACUCCAUGACCAAGCUCUGCGACGACCUCACCGCCAGGAUCGAGGCCCGAAUGAAGCAGCACCGGCAGGGCCUCAACCAACACAGCACCUCUUCCAGCAGCCCGCAGAGCGCUCAGAGGAGUGGUUCAUUGGCUCCCUCCCUCUCUGCUGCUGCCAGAGACUGUCCAGCCAAACUAGCCCCGGAGAGAGAAGUCAUCUGUGUUUCGUUGAAGAAAGACCCAAAGCUUGGCGUUGGCAUAGUGAUCGUAGGCGAGGACACGGUUGGCAAAUACGACCUGGGGAUAUUUGUGGCCUCCAUCGUCCCAGGUGGACCCGCGGCUAAGGAUGGCCGAAUCCGACAAGGAGGGCGUCUGAUCUCCCUGAACCAAGUCAGCCUGGAGGGCGUGACCUUUGCUGAGGCAGCAGAUGUCAUGCAGAGCAGCCCCCCCGAAGUGCAGCUCAUCAUCUCCCAACCCAAAGUGCAAUUGAGCCCCAACAACCUGGGGAACCACCGGGCGCCCCCGAGCCCCCAGCAGCAGCAGCCCCCGCCGCGGGACCCCGACUCGGCGGGGGGCAGCCUGGACGAGAUCAUCUCCGUCAUGAUGACCCCCAAGACGGGCAGCCAGCUGCAGGUCCCCCCCGACAUACGCAUCUACAACGCCCAGGACGGCUCCCUCUCCUCUCUGAACAGCGUGAGGCCAGAGGAGCUGACCCUGGAGCUGCGGAAGAUGGGAGGCAGCCUGGGAAUCAGCAUAUCAGGUGGCAUCAAUAGCAACCUCCGUAACGGGGGUCUCUACGUCAAGAGCCUGGUCCCCGGGGGGGCGGCAGAGAGGGACGGACGCCUGCACCCAGAUGACAGGCUGCUGGAGGUAGACGGGCUGAGGCUGGAUAAUUUUACGUACCAGCAGGCCGUGGAGUGUCUGACCAAGACAGGAGAGGUGGUCUCCCUGGUCGUGGAGCGAGAGAGGAUGAGUCUGCCCCGCGUGUCCCUGAGCCCCGACACGGCCCGCAGUCUGUCCCCUAAGAGCUGCAGCCCGGACACCAACCACCUCCGCUACAACAGCUGCCCCGCCAUCAACUCUCCCCCGAUGGCCGGCGGCGAGCCCCAGAAGCCCCGGGACUACCGCUUCAUGGCGGACGACAACACAUUCGAGGUGACCUUGACCAAGGGCCCCAAGGGCCUUGGCUUCAGCUUCAUCAUGUGUGACAUGGACCCCCUGGGGCAGGAGGCGGGCAGCGUGGUGCGCAUCAAGCAGCUGUUCCCAGACCAGCCGGCCCGCCUCUGCGCACGCAUCCGCGAGGGCGACGUCAUCGUGGCCAUCGACGGACAGCACCUCAAGGACCUGAUCUACCCGAGGGUGCUACAGUUGUUCAAGAACUCAUCGUCUGAAGUACUACUGUCCCUGUGCCGUCCUGCAUCAGGGACCCUUCCUCCCAUUGAGCAAUUUGCUGGCACAUGAGUGAUGUCACAGUGACCGACAGCGACGGCACCAAUGGAAGCACAGGAGGCUGUGGUCGUUCCUGAGGAAACAGGAAGCGGACAUGGAGUCGCAGGGACGGCAGGAAGCGGCGCCCAGGCUGGAGUCUGACAGAGUGGACCAGCCUGGAUAGCCUUACCUUUGGUCUCCUGGUCUAGAAGGACUAGAGAAAUCCCCAGAGGGGAACAGUGUUUGAGGUUGUCAACAGCAACUGAAGUGAAUUUCAAA
This is a messenger RNA of Gadus morhua (Atlantic cod), 3968 nucleotides long. RefSeq names its product FERM and PDZ domain containing 2 (gene frmpd2). The transcript is spliced from 30 exons. The coding region runs from base 267 to 3722 and encodes 1151 amino acids. Gene Ontology annotation, cellular component: cytoskeleton. Gene Ontology annotation, molecular function: protein binding. NCBI's taxonomy places the organism in Eukaryota, Metazoa, Chordata, Actinopteri, Gadiformes, Gadidae. The record is from RefSeq and is a predicted model, not a curated record.